AUGCCAAACGAGACUACAGGCAGAAGCCCCGCAGAGUUAAUGUUUGGUCGUCGACUGCGUAUACGAUUGGAUUUAUUGCAUGGAUCUAUUGAGCCAAAAGUUUCGGAAAAACAACAACGAGUGAAAGAUCGUUUUGCUACUUGCAGCAGAGACAAGCAUGUGACAGCUUUAGAUCCCAUCUACAUCCGCCUACCUACAGGCUCGGGGUGGGAGCCAGCCGUCGUUAAAACAACUAACGGACAGAUAAUAGAAGCAGAGACUGAGGAUGGCGGGAUCGUUCGACGCCAUUUAGAUCAUGUGCGACCGAAAUUGUCCGACACAGAAAAAGUUGCCAAGACAGAGCAGCCAGCUCAAGCAUCGAACGACAUGCACGUGCGCGAAGCCCAACCGGUAGUUGAGUUACAAUUGCGGCGCUCUGAGCGCCGACGCCGACCGGUAGAUCGUUUCCAAGCCGGACAGCUCCAACUGAAGUGGGGAAAAGUGAUACAGACGUUGAGCGCUUCAAGGUCAUCCUACACUACCUAG
Dicrocoelium dendriticum is the source of this 525-nucleotide messenger RNA. NCBI's taxonomy places the organism in Eukaryota, Metazoa, Platyhelminthes, Trematoda, Plagiorchiida, Dicrocoeliidae. The record is from the annotation of a GenBank genome assembly.